UUUCCAAUACAAAAGGGUAUGUUACUUUACCAACUGGGCGCAAUACAGAACGAGUCCAGCAACGUAUACAGCUGCCGAUAUAGAUGCCCAUCUCUGUACUCACAUCAUGUUUGCUUUUGCACGGAUGAGUGGUAACAAUCUUGCUACCUACGAAUGGAAUGAUGAAGCUCAAUACGCUGUUGUCAUGAGUAAGAAGUUGGCGAAUCCUGACCUGAAAGUGAUGCUGGCAGUUGGAGGUUACACACACGGUGUUCAAACAUUUUCCGCUAUGGUUUCAUCACUGGCGAAUAUUGAAGAAUUUGCAGCAAACGCCAUCAUAUUUUUGAGACAGCAUGGCUUUGAUGGACUUGAUUUGGACUGGGAAUAUCCGGCUCAUCGAGGUAGUCCUGCAGGGGACAGAGAAAAAUUCACACAACUCACGAUGGUUUUACGGCAGGAAUUCGACAAAGAAGGUUCUGCAACAAAUCGCCCUGCUUUAUUGCUUUCUGCAGCCGUAUCUGCAAGCAAAGAAACAGUUGAUACAGCUUAUGAAAUCGGCCUUGUGUCACAGUAUGUUGACUUUAUCAACCUGAUGUCAUAUGAUUUUCACGGAACGUGGGAUUCUACUGCAGGACAUAAUAGUCCGUUAUACAAUCGUACUGGAGAAAGUGGAAACGAACUCUAUAAGAAUCAGAAUGCCGGAGUUGAACACUGGUUAUCUAAUGGAACUCCUGCAGAGAAAUUGGUCUUGGGACUUGCCUUAUAUGGCCGUUCAUUUACACUGGCAAGCUCGUCCGACACAUCAAUGGGCAGCGCAGUGGUCGGCGCAGGCAACAUGGGGACCUACACAAGUGAAUCUGGUUAUCUCGGUUAUUUUGAGAUAUGUGAUAGAAUUGAAAACAACGGAUGGACUAGGAUGUGGCAUAACGAGCACCAGGUUCCUUUUGCCUACGCUGGGAACCAAUGGGUCGGUUUCGAUGACGUCCAGAGUUUUGGAAUAAAGGCUGAGUACAUAAAAUCUAUGGGCCUUGGAGGUUCGAUGGUUUGGGCUAUGGAUUUGGACGACCAUAACAACAUAUGUAGACAAGGAGUUAAUCCAAUGAUGACUGUUCUUAAAACUGUCUUGGAAUCAACAACUACUGCUUCAACGAUGUCACAACAGCCAACUGUGACUGCCAUACCAACAACCACCAAUCAUUUAACAGUUGUACCGUCUUCGCCUGGUAAUUCCCAAUACAAAAGGGUAUGUUACUUUACCAACUGGGCGCAAUACAGAACGAGUCCAGCAACGUAUACAGCUGCCGAUAUAGAUGCCCAUCUCUGUACUCACAUCAUGUUUGCUUUUGCACGGAUGAGUGGUAACAAUCUUGCUACCUACGAAUGGAAUGAUGAAGCUCAAUACGCUGUUGUCAUGAGUAAGAAGUUGGCGAAUCCUGACCUGAAAGUGAUGCUGGCAGUUGGAGGUUACACACACGGUGUUCAAACAUUUUCCGCUAUGGUUUCAUCACUGGCGAAUAUUGAAGAAUUUGCAGCAAACGCCAUCAUAUUUUUGAGACAGCAUGGCUUUGAUGGACUUGAUUUGGACUGGGAAUAUCCGGCUCAUCGAGGUAGUCCUGCAGGGGACAGAGAAAAAUUCACACAACUCACGAUGGUUUUACGGCAGGAAUUCGACAAAGAAGGUUCUGCAACAAAUCGCCCUGCUUUAUUGCUUUCUGCAGCCGUAUCUGCAAGCAAAGAAACAGUUGAUACAGCUUAUGAAAUCGGCCUUGUGUCACAGUAUGUUGACUUUAUCAACCUGAUGUCAUAUGAUUUUCACGGAACGUGGGAUUCUACUGCAGGACAUAAUAGUCCGUUAUACAAUCGUACUGGAGAAAGUGGAAACGAACUCUAUAAGAAUCAGAAUGCCGGAGUUGAACACUGGUUAUCUAAUGGAACUCCUGCAGAGAAAUUGGUCUUGGGACUUGCCUUAUAUGGCCGUUCAUUUACACUGGCAAGCUCAUCCGACACAUCAAUGGGCAGCGCAGUGGUCGGCGCAGGCAACAUGGGGACCUACACAAGUGAAUCUGGUUAUCUCGGUUAUUUUGAGAUAUGUGAUAGAAUUGAAAACAACGGAUGGACUAGGAUGUGGCAUAACGAGCACCAGGUUCCUUUUGCCUACGCUGGGAACCAAUGGGUCGGUUUCGAUGACGUCCAGAGUUUUGGAAUAAAGGCUGAGUACAUAAAAUCUAUGGGCCUUGGAGGUUCGAUGGUUUGGGCUAUGGAUUUGGACGACCAUAACAACAUAUGUAGACAAGGAGUUAAUCCAAUGAUGACUGUUCUUAAAACUGUCUUGGAAUCAACAACUACUGCUUCAACGAUGUCACAACAGCCAACUGUGACUGCCAUACCAACAACCACCAAUCAUUUAACAGUUGUACCGUCUUCGCCUGGUAAUUCCCAAUACAAAAGGGUAUGUUACUUUACCAACUGGGCGCAAUACAGAACGAGUCCAGCAACGUAUACAGCUGCCGAUAUAGAUGCCCAUCUCUGUACUCACAUCAUGUUUGCUUUUGCACGGAUGAGUGGUAACAAUCUUGCUACCUACGAAUGGAAUGAUGAAGCUCAAUACGCUGUUGUCAUGAGUAAGAAGUUGGCGAAUCCUGACCUGAAAGUGAUGCUGGCAGUUGGAGGUUACACACACGGUGUUCAAACAUUUUCCGCUAUGGUUUCAUCACUGGCGAAUAUUGAAGAAUUUGCAGCAAACGCCAUCAUAUUUUUGAGACAGCAUGGCUUUGAUGGACUUGAUUUGGACUGGGAAUAUCCGGCUCAUCGAGGUAGUCCUGCAGGGGACAGAGAAAAAUUCACACAACUCACGAUGGUUUUACGGCAGGAAUUCGACAAAGAAGGUUCUGCAACAAAUCGCCCUGCUUUAUUGCUUUCUGCAGCCGUAUCUGCAAGCAAAGAAACAGUUGAUACAGCUUAUGAAAUCGGCCUUGUGUCACAGUAUGUUGACUUUAUCAACCUGAUGUCAUAUGAUUUUCACGGAACGUGGGAUUCUACUGCAGGACAUAAUAGUCCGUUAUACAAUCGUACUGGAGAAAGUGGAAACGAACUCUAUAAGAAUCAGAAUGCCGGAGUUGAACACUGGUUAUCUAAUGGAACUCCUGCAGAGAAAUUGGUCUUGGGACUUGCCUUAUAUGGCCGUUCAUUUACACUGGCAAGCUCAUCCGACACAUCAAUGGGCAGCGCAGUGGUCGGCGCAGGCAACAUGGGGACCUACACAAGUGAAUCUGGUUAUCUCGGUUAUUUUGAGAUAUGUGAUAGAAUUGAAAACAACGGAUGGACUAGGAUGUGGCAUAACGAGCACCAGGUUCCUUUUGCCUACGCUGGGAACCAAUGGGUCGGUUUCGAUGACGUCCAGAGUUUUGGAAUAAAGGCUGAGUACAUAAAAUCUAUGGGCCUUGGAGGUUCGAUGGUUUGGGCUAUGGAUUUGGACGACCAUAGCAACAUAUGUGGACAAGGAGUUAAUCCAAUGAUGACUGUUCUUAAAACUGUCUUGGAAUCAAUAACUACUGCUUCAACGAUAUCACAACAGCCAACUGUGACUGCCAUACCAACAACCACCAAUCUUUUAACAGGUGUACCGUCUUCUCCUGGUAUGGUAUCUACAAGUACAUUGACGUCAAGUACUUCCCCAUCUAGGCCUGGUAUCUCAAUUACAUCUUCUACGGUCGUCUCUAUUCCAAGUACAGUAACAUCUACGAGCGCCUCAAUGUCAAAUACAGUAUCACCUACGAGCGCCUCAAUGUCAAAUACAGCAUCACCUACGAGCGCCUCAAUGUCAACUACAGCAUCAUCUACGAGCGCCUCUGUGUCAAAUACAACAUCGCCUACGAGCGCCUCAAUGUCAAAUACAGCAUCACCUACGAGCGCCUCAAUGUCAAAUACAGCAGCAUCUACGAGCGCCUCAAUGUCAAAUACAGCAUCACCUACGAACGCCUCAAUGUCAAAUACAGCAUCAUCUACGAGCGCCUCUGUGUCAAAUACAGCAUCACCUACGAGCGCCUCAAUGUCAAAUACAGCAUCAUCUACGAGUGCCUCAAUGUCAAAUACAGAACCACCUACGAGCGACUCUAUGUUAAGUACAACAUCAUAUACAGGCGUCUCGAUGUCAAGUACAAUAUCAUCUACAAGCUCCUCGAUGUCAAAUACAGAUCCUUCUGUGAUAGGUGCAACAUCAUUUACGAUUGCAUCUACGUCUUCGAACAAUUGCGAACCUACAGUGUGUCCAGGCGGCCAAGUCUUACAAUCCCUCUGUGACUCGUCCUGUGUGUUCCAAUGCUGUAUCGGAGGGAACAUACAACACUGCUGUCAGUCUGGCUACACGUGGAAUAAUGCCGAGGAGAAAUGCCAAAUGAUAGCAACAAGUACCUCCUACAGCAACGUCCCAAACUGUGACGUGCCUACGUCCUGUACUCACGGAGAAUUCCUCGCUGACCAGUGUGAUCUACAGUGUUACUACAACUGUGCCCAUGGUACAGCCUACCACUACUGUUGUGCUGCUGGAAGUCUUUGGGACGAUUUUAUAAAGGCCUGUAACCACCCCCACCUUAUACAGUACGACCAGGCGUGUCAUCACAGUGUUUGUCCACCACAUGAAUUUCUUCCUGAUCCGUGUGUUCCUGAAUGUUACUAUCAGUGUUCCCCUACUGGCGUCGACUUCCGAUAUUGCUGUUCUGAAGGACUACUUUGGGACCAAUCUAUCAAAAACUGUAACUAUCCGGGAGCAAUACCUCCUACUACUUCAGCGCCAACAACAAGCACGCGCCAGGCCAAUACGUCUUCACAGACUAACGGAGAGCAAACCGGAACAGCUAUAUUUCAUUCGAUUAUAGUUUCAGACUGCAAUGUACCAAUGACAUCGCAAACUGAAUCUACAAGCAUGCAUACGCCAAGCAUGACGUCUUUAACUGGCAACCCGACUCGAGUGACAGACCAAUUCAUUACGACAUCCAGUAGUGACGCAAUAACACCAACAAUGACAUCAACACAUGUGCCUGCUUCAAUUAUGACGACAACAGGGGAAUCUAACACAUCGUCGAAUUCAUCUCUAAACAUUUGCGAGCCCACAGUGUGUCCAGACGGCCAAGUCUUACAAUCCCUCUGUGACUCGUCCUGUGUGUUCCAAUGCUGUAUCGGAGGGAACAUACAACACUGCUGUCAGUCUGGCUACACAUGGAAUGAUGCCGAUGAGAACUGUCAGAUGACAGUUACUGUGUCAACGACAUCUGCCAAUAACAUACCUAACUGUGAUGUGCCUACGUCCUGUACUCACGGAGAAUUCCUCGCUGACCAGUGUGAUCUACAGUGUUACUACAACUGUGCCCAUGGUACAGCCUACCACUACUGUUGUGCUGCUGGAAGUCUUUGGGACGAUUUUAUAAAGGCCUGUAACCACCCCCACCUUAUACAGUACGACCAGGCGUGUCAUCACGAUAUUUGUCCACCUCAUGAAUUUCUUCCUGAUCCAUGUGUUCCUGAAUGUUACUAUCAGUGUUCCACUACUGGAGUCGACUUCCGGUAUUGCUGUUCUCAAGGACUACUUUGGGACGAAUCCAUCAAAAACUGUAACUACCCCGCCGCAAUGCCACCUACUACAGCGCCAACAACAGGAACGAACCAUUUACAAAAUGGCGGACAGACGUCUGGAACAGUCGUUAUUCAUCAGAUUAUCUUCUCUAACUGUGUUUCUACUGGGACUACAAGUAACGACUUGUCUGAAAACUCGUCGUCUCCGACAUCUACCAAAUCAGAUCCAACAUCAGCAGCGGAAGUCGUUAGUUCUACCUCAUCGUCAAGUGCUUCACAUGCGAUGAUCUCUACAAGUUCGACGUCAACAUCAUUAGAAACCAGGCCAUCUUCCCCUUUAAUCUCAUCGCUCAUACCAACUUUUCCCGCAAGUUCUACCACACAGCCAACCUCCACAACUCUAGGGAGAUCCUCCUCUAUAUCAACGAGACAGGAGACAACCUCAUCACGUGCGACUCUGCCAACAACAGAGGUAUUAUCAUCGAGCUCUGUAUCAAAGACAUCCGCAAGUUCUACAACACCGCCAACCUCAACAACUCUGGGGAGAUUCUCCUCAACGUCAACGAGACAGGAAACAACCUCAUCACGUGCGACGCUGCUUACAACAGAGGUAUUAUCAUCGAGCUCUGUAUCAAAGACAUCCGCAAGUUCUACAACACCGCCAACCUCAACAACUCUGGGGAGAUUCUCCUCUACGUCAACGAGACAGGAAACAACCUUAUCACGUGCGACGCUGCUUACAACAGAGGUAUUAUCAUCGAGCUCUGUAUCAAAGACAUCAACAACACCGCCAACCUCAACAACUCUAGGGAGAACAUCAACUGGCUCAACAACACAGGAAACAACCUCAACUAGUGCAACAAUGACAGCAACAGAGACGACGGCGUCUUCUAGUGAAACAUCAGUACCAACAUUUUAUAGCUCAACAACAGCGGAACUAUCUUCAAUAUCUACGACAACCCCAGCAGCACUUUCUGGUUUUACAUCAAAAAGUAAAACGACAUCAAUUGCGACAUCAACAGUGAAAGCGACAACAGUACCGUCUGCAUCCAGUCAAGAUGUACCUUCAUCAAGUUGUGCUUCUGGUUUAUGUGACACCGACAGUUUUGGAAAUAAUAACGGUUGCACCAUCACGUCACCAAACGGAACAUUUGCUGUUUAUUUGUCCAUUUUAAUAGCAGCAUGUUAUGUUUUGAUGUAGAUUCAACAGUAGGAUAAGUGCUAUUAGUUUACAUUGCACUUUCUUAAAAUAUAUUUUAACACAUGUUUUGUUAAACAGUAACGUGUUCAAACCUUUAGUAAAUAAACAAAAUAUAUGUUGGCGUGAACGAUUAAUACUAUAUAUAUAUACUAUAUCAUUGAUACAUCAACGUCAUCAAACUGGAAGUUAAUUUGUAGCGUGUAUUGUUUCAACAGACAUCUAAAAAAAUAACCAUCUUCUAUACAGAAAACUUGAAAAGCUUAAAUCAUACUGUAAAGUGCUUUUAUUUGGCGGGGUCUGUAUUUCGCCAUAUUCGCGGUUUGCUAUAAAAACGUGAGUCCAAAACCUCUGCGAAAAUUGUGUUUACGUGUUAGUCAUUAUUAAAUUAUUAAAAUAAAUAUUUGAUGAGCGUACGUAUGUAUACCAAGUAACUCGUACCUCCUAUUAUGCAUGAAUACAUGCACACAUGAUUUUGUCUUCAAUGAUUUAUAAAGAUAUAUUAUUAGAUACAACAGGUUUGGUUUUAAAUAUUUGAUUUCCAAAUGUAUUAUACAGAGCAUUUAAAUAACACAGUUUAGCCAAAGGAUUAAACGGUGUAGCCAUAUCACUUGCACCGUUUCGAGUAGCGCGAAAUUAAGACCCCGCGGAAUAAUUAAAAAGAAGUAAUUUAAAAGAUAUUUGAAAUGGAGAGAUAUCGAUAUGGAUCCAUAAAUCUUACAUGGAAGAUAUGUGCUAUAGAGGGGUACGUGAUGUCUGACCUUUAGGUGAUACCCGCCAUUCUAAGUCUGGUCACAACUUUAACAAUAUCAGUUGUAAUACGUAAUAUACCUGUAAUCAAAGCUGGUACCUGUAAUGAUUUCUUCUGUAACCAUAGGUGUUGACCCUGAUGAUUUCUUCUGUAACCAUAGGUAUUGACCCUGAUGAUUUCUUCUGUAACAAUAGGUGUUGACCAUGAUGAUUUCUUCGGUAACCAUAGGUGUUGACCCUGAUGAUUUCUUCUGUAACCAUAGGUAUUGACCCUGAUGAUUUCUUCUGUAACAAUAGGUGUUGCCCAUGAUGAUUUCUUCGGUAACCAUAGGUGUUGACCCUGAUGAUUUCUUCUGUAACAAUAGGUAUUGACCCUGAUGAUUUCUUCUGUAACAAUAGGUGUUGACCAUGAUGAUUUCUUCUGUAACCAUAGGUAUUGACCCUGAUGAUUUCUUCUGUAACCAUAGGUAUUGACCCUGAUGAUUUCUUCUGUAACCAUAGGUAUUGACCCUGAUGAUUUCUUCUGUAACCACAGGUGUUGACCCUGAUGAUUUCUUCUGUAACCAUAGGUGGUGCCCUGAUGAUUUCUUCUGUAACAAUAGGUAUUGACCCUGAUGAUUUCUUCUGUAACCACAGGUGUUGACCCUGAUGAUUUCUUCUGUAACCAUAGGUGGUGCCCUGAUGAUUUCUUCUGUAACAAUAGGUUUUGACCCUGAUGAUUUCUUCUGUAACCAUAGGUGGUGCCCUGAUGAUUUCUUCUGUAACCAUAGGUGGUGCCCUGAUGAUUUCUUCUGUAACAAUAGGUAUUAACCCUGAUGAUUUCUUCUGUAACCAUAGGUAUUGACCCUGAUGAUUUCUUCUGUAACCAUAGGUAUUGACCCUGAUGAUUUCUUCUGUAACAAUAGGUGGUGCCCUGAUGACUUCUUCUGUAACAAUAGGUGUUGACCCUGAUGAUUUCUUCUGUAACAAUAGGUAUUGACCCUGAUGAUUUCUUCUGUAACCAUAGGUAUUGACCCUGAUGAUUUCUUCUGUAACCACAGAUGUUGACCCUGAUGAUUUCUUCUGUAACCACAGAUGUUGACCCUGAUGAUUUCUUCUGUAACCAUAGGUGGUGCCCUGAUGAUUUCUUCUGUAACAAUAGGUAUUGACCCUGAUGAUUUCUUCUGUAACAAUAGUUGGUGCCCUGAUGACUUCUUCUGUAACAAUAGGUGUUGACCCUGAUGAUUUCUUCUGUAACAAUAGGUAUUAACCCUGAUGAUUUCUUCUGUAACAAUAGGUAUUGACCCUGAUGAUUUCUGCUGUAACAAUAGGUGGUGCCCUGAUGAUUUCUUCUGUAACAAUAGGUAUUGACCCUGACGAUUUUUUCUGUAACCAUAGGUAUUGACCCUGAUGAUUUCUUCUUUAACCACAGAUGUUGACCCUGAUGAUUUCUUCUGUAACCAUAGGUGGUGCCCUGAUGAUUUCUUCUGUAACAAUAGGUAUUGACCCUGAUGAUUUCUUCUGUAACAAUAGGUGGUGCCCUGAUGAUUUCUUCUGUAACAAUAGGUGCUGACCCUGAUGAUUUCUGCUGUAACAAUAGGUAUUAACCCUGAUGAUUUCUUCUGUAACAAUAGGUAUUGACCCUGAUGAUUUCUUCUGUAACCACAGGUGUUGACCCUGAUGAUUUCUUCUGUAACAAUAGGCGGUGCCCUGAUGAUUUCUUCUGUAACCAUAGGUAUUGACCCUGAUGAUUUCUUCUGUAACAAUAGGUGGUGCCCUGAUGAUUUCUUCUGUAACAAUAGGUGUUGACCCUGAUGAUCUCUUCUGUAACAAUAGGUAUUAACCCUGAUGAAUUCUUCUGUAACAAUAGGUGGUGCCCUGAUGAUUUCUUCUGUAACAAUAGGUAUUGACCCUGAUGAUUUCUUCUGUAACAAUAGGUGGUGCCCUGAUGAUUUCUUCUGUAACAAUAGGUAUUGACCCUGAUGAUUUCUUCUGUAACAAUAGGUGGUGCCCUGAUGAUUUCUUCUGUAACAAUAGGUAUUGACCCUGAUGAUUUCUUCUGUAACCAUAGGUGGUGCCCUGAUGAUUUCUUCUGUAACAAUAGGUAUUAACCCUGAUGAUUUCUUCUGUAACCAUAGGUAUUGACCCUGAUGAUUUCUUCUGUAACCAUACGUAUUGACCCUGAUGAUUUCUUCUGUAACAAUAGGUGGUACCCUGAUGAUUUCUUCUGUAACAAUAGGUAUUAACCCUGAUGAUUUCUUCUGUAACAAUAGGUAUUGACCCUGAUGAUUUCUUCUGCAACCAUAGGUAUUGACCCUGAUGAUUUCUUCUGUAACCAUAGGUAUUGACCCUGAUGAUUUCUUCUGUAACAAUAGGUAUUGACCCUGAUGAUUUCUUCUGUAACAAUAGGUGGUGCCCUGAUGAUUUCUUCUGUAACAAUAGGUAUUGACCCUGAUGAUUUCUUCUGUAACAAUAGGUGGUGCCCUGAUGAUUUCUUCUCUAACAAUAGGUAUUGACCCUGAUGAUUUCUUCUGUAACCAUAGGUGGUGCCCUGAUGAUUUCUGCUGUAAAAAUAGGUAUUUACCCUGAUGAUUUCUUCUGUAACCAUAGGUAUUGACCCUGAUGAUUUCUUCUGUAACCAUAGGUAUUGACCCUGAUGAUUUCUUCUGUAACAAUAGGUGGUACCCUGAUGAUUUCUUCUGUAACAAUAGGUAUUAACCCUGAUGAUUUCUUCUGUAACAAUAGGUAUUGACCCUGAUGAUUUCUUCUGUAACCACAGGUGUUGACCCUGAUGAUUUCUUCUGUAACCAUAGGUGGUGCCCUGAUGAUUUCUUCUGUAACAAUAGGUAUUGACCCUGAUGAUUUCUUCUGUAACAAUAGGUGGUGCCCUGAUGAUUUCUUCUGUAACAAUAGGUGUUGACCCUGAUGAUUUCUUCUGUAACAAUAGGUAUUAACCCUGAUGAAUUCUUCUGUAACAAUAGGUGGUGCCCUGAUGAUUUCUUCUGUAACAAUAGGUAUUGACCCUGAUGAUUUCUUCUGUAACAAUAGGUGGUGCCCUGAUGAUUUCUUCUGUAACAAUAGGUAUUGACCCUGAUGAUUUCUUCUGUAACAAUAGGUGGUACCCUGAUGAUUUCUUCUGUAACAAUAGGUAUUAACCCUGGUGAUUUCUUCUGUAACAAUAGGUAUUGACCCUGAUGAUUUCUUCUGUAACCAUAGGUAUUGACCCUGAUGAUUUCUUCUGUAACCAUAGGUAUUGACCCUGAUGAUUUCUUCUGUAACAAUAGGUAUUGACCCUGAUGAUUUCUUC
Molecule: messenger RNA, 10781 nt
Organism: Pecten maximus
Lineage: Eukaryota; Metazoa; Mollusca; Bivalvia; Pectinida; Pectinidae
Exons: 31
Coding region: 107-6748 (2213 amino acids)
Biological process (GO): carbohydrate metabolic process; chitin catabolic process
Cellular component (GO): extracellular region
Molecular function (GO): chitinase activity; chitin binding
Source: RefSeq, a predicted model, not a curated record